GUAGUCAUAAGAACGAAAGGAACCGUUUCAGUGUUUUCAUAAAAAAAUACUUCGAAUAUGAGUUCGAUACGAUCGUGCGUGGUUUUGUUAGUGUUACUAGUGCAGUUUCAAUCAAUUAUUUCAAAGCCCUUUUUCAUGAAUUUAAUAUGCGACUUCAUCUGUGAUGAUGACGAUGACACAUCAUCAACCACGACGAGUUCAAGUACAGAAGAUGAUUAUUUCGACUUCUGUGACUGUACUCCGACAACACGGCGCCCAAACAACAAUCGUCGUCAACCUUUUGCCCCAUCACAAUUCAACAUUAGGCUACCGCCUUCAAAUGGAAUGAACCUCAGCAUGAUCAACACAAACGGUAUAUGGUCAUUCGGCUUGGACGCUCUUCAAAAUCAAAAUGGACAAGCACCACCUUUCGCCAAUGGUCCUACUACACUCGCUCCGACAACUGCUGCUGGUGGCACCACUGCUGCAGGAACAACCGCAGCUGCUACCACUGCUAAAAAAUAAAUAGAUUUUUGUCUGUAUGUACUGGGAUUCGUUAAAUGACUGAAUUAUAACGCAUAUAAAAAAUCAAA
This is a messenger RNA of Vanessa atalanta (red admiral), 572 nucleotides long. RefSeq lists its product as uncharacterized. The coding region runs from base 58 to 504 and encodes 148 amino acids. The record is from RefSeq and is a predicted model, not a curated record. The transcript is spliced from 3 exons. NCBI's taxonomy places the organism in Eukaryota, Metazoa, Arthropoda, Insecta, Lepidoptera, Nymphalidae.